AAAAAAAAAAAAAAAAUAAACAAAAAUAAUAGAAAAAUGCUAAAAUGAAUAAUUGAAUACUAGUAGGGCAGAGUAAAAAUAUGUUAACCGAAGUCCUUGAAUUAUAAAUUAAAGAAAUAAAAAUAAAAAAAAUAAAAAACUUUGCUUCGGUUUAAGCUUGAAGAACAACUAAAUUUUAGCAGAUAUGUCCGCCAAGAUGACGCGUUACAAACAGACUGAAUUCUCUGAGGAGGAUAGCAGCUCCAUUGGGGGUGUGCAAUUAAAUGAGCCCUCCAGCAGCACCGGCAUGCAGAUACGUUAUCACACGGCUCGGGCAACACUCAAUUGGCGCUCACGUAAUCGCACCGAAAAAUGGUUGCUGCUUAUAAUAUCCGUAAUGUUCCUUAUCAUCCUUGCUUUGUUAUUAAUAACGUUGACACAUGAUUCAGAUAGAAAUACACGUAUUUUACACGUAGAACCGCACAAUAGAAAUAACGAUUUACCCUGUCUUACGGAACAUUGUGUAUUUGCGGCCAGCGAGAUUUUAAAAUCGAUCGAUAAAACAGUAAAUCCUUGCGAUGACUUUUAUGGUUACGCGUGUAAUCAAUGGAUAAAAAAUAAUCCUAUACCCGAGGGAAAGUCGUCGUGGGGUACAUUCAGCAAUUUGGAACAACGCAAUCAAUUGAUCAUAAAAAAUGUACUUGAGAAACCAAUGAAAACUUUCAAAUCGGAAGCGGAAAAAAAAGCAAAAGUUUAUUAUGAAUCAUGUUUGGAUAAAAACGAUCAGAUAGAGAAAUUGGGUGCUAAGCCUAUGGUGGAUUUAUUAUAUAAAAUUGGCGGUUGGAAUGUUACGCACAGUGGCUUCAAUAUCGGCAAAUGGAGUUUGGCCAACAGUCUUAAGAUCUUACAAAAUAAAUAUAAUUUUAACUGUUUAUUUGGCUGGGCUAUAGGGGAAGACGAUAAAAAUUCCUCACGGCAUAUCAUACAAAUUGAUCAGGGUGGCCUAACUUUGCCGACGCCAGAUUAUUAUGAUAACAGAACCGAAAUUCAUCGCAAGGUCUUGCACGAAUAUAUUGAAUAUAUGACAAAAGUGUGCGUACUAUUGGGUGCCAAUGAAACCGAUGCACGCCGUCAGAUGCGGGAAGUUAUCGCAUUCGAAACUAAACUCGCCAACAUAUCCAGCCCGCUUGAGGAGAGACGUAACGAGGAGGCGAUGUACCAUCCGAUGAAAUUGGCGGAAUUGGAAAAGUUAGCUCCAUUCCUAAAUUGGACGCAACACUUUGAUCACGCUUUACAACUGGUCAAUCGACGAGUUUUUCAAAAAGAAGUGGUAAUCGUUUAUGCUCCAGACUUUCUAAGAAAUCUUUCGAAAAUAAUCCUAGAAAUGGAAAAGACUAUUGAAGGGAGAAAUACUUUAAAUAACUAUUUGGUAUGGCAGGCUAUACGUACUUUGUCGUCUUGUCUAUCGAAACCGUUUCGCGAUGCGUAUAAGGGUGUACGCAAAGCUCUAAUGGGCUCGGAUGGCGGCGAGGAGGUUUGGCGUUAUUGUGUAGCCGACACCAACAAUGUAGUGGGUUUUGCUGUCGGUGCCAUAUUUGUACGUCAAGCAUUCCAUGGCGAAUCGAAACCGGAGGCCGAACAAAUGAUUAAUGAAAUACGUGAAGCCUUCAAGUUCAAUAUAGAAAAUCUCAUUUGGAUGGAUAAACGAACGCGAGAGCGUGCCAUUGAUAAAGCAAGCGCCAUUACAGACAUGAUCGGUUUUCCCGAUUACAUCCUGAAUGGUGAAGAAUUGGAUAAAAAGUAUAGCGAAUUGGAUAUCUCACCCAAUGAAUACUUUGAGAAUAAUAUUCAAGUGAACAUGUUCAAUUUAAAGAAAAAUUUGGAGAAACUUGAUCAGCCCGUUAACAAAACAAACUGGGGCAUGACUCCGCAAAUGGUGAACGCGUAUUAUACACCUUCAAAAAAUCAAAUUGUAUUUCCUGCCGGUAUCUUGCAAAUGCCUUUCUUCGAUAUACACAACCCGAAGAGUUUAAAUUUCGGUGCAAUGGGCGUGGUAAUGGGUCACGAAUUGACGCACGCCUUCGAUGACCAGGGUCGAGAAUAUGACAAAUUCGGCAACAUGAACCGUUGGUGGGAUAAUAAAAGCAUUGAGCGCUUUAAUGAGAAAAUUGAAUGUUUUGCUAAUCAGUAUGGUUCGUAUGUCCUUAAUGGCUGGCGCUUAAAUGGCAAACAAACAUUAGGUGAAAAUAUAGCCGACAAUGGUGGUAUUAAAGCGGCCUAUCAUGCUUACCUUAAUACUCUUCUUGACAAACAAGCGGAUCUCUUAAAGCUGCCCGGCUUAAAUCUAACUCAUGAACAAUUAUUUUUUGUGUCCUUUGCUCAGGUAUGGUGCUCUACCGGCACCGACGAAACGACCGUCUUGCAAAUGGAAAAAGACACUCAUUCACCCUCUAAGUUUCGUGUUGUUGGCACUUUGUCGAAUAUGCCCGAAUUUGCGGAAGUUUUCCAAUGUAAACCUGGUUCAAAAAUGAAUCCCACCAAGAAGUGUGAAGUGUGGUAAUUUAAAAAAAAGAUUGAUAUCUGGUCCUAUUUGUCUAGUUAAUAUCUAUGUGUAUGUGUGAUGUGCGAAAAUCUUUUAUAUAAUUAAGUAAGUAAUUAAGAAGAUUAAAACUGGAAAUCUAUACUAAAUUUAUUUGAACAUGAAUGUGCGUGAAUUUAUUAAAAUAAUUCUGAUUUCCAUUGUUUUUUCAUUUC
Messenger RNA from Glossina fuscipes, 2733 nucleotides. It is a transcript of the gene Nep3, whose product is annotated as neprilysin-3. Gene Ontology annotation, molecular function: metalloendopeptidase activity. The transcript is spliced from 9 exons. The coding region runs from base 185 to 2539 and encodes 784 amino acids. Lineage: Eukaryota; Metazoa; Arthropoda; Insecta; Diptera; Glossinidae. The record is from RefSeq and is a predicted model, not a curated record. Gene Ontology annotation, cellular component: plasma membrane. Gene Ontology annotation, biological process: protein processing.